GCCGGGGCCAGGGCUUCUUCUCCUGCUGCUGCUGCUGCUGCUGCCGGUGCCGGGCAUGGCUUCCUCCUCGGAGCGGAGCCCCCUCCUGGCCUACCGCCUGUGCAGCAGCCUCUCCUCCCGGGAGGAGCCCGGGGGGGGCCCAGGGCCAGGGCCAGGCUCCGGGCGCAAGCUGCCCACCUGCCUCGGGGUGGUCAUCCCGACCCUGCUGGCCAUGUUCAGCGUGGUCCUCUUCCUCCGCCUCGGUUUUGUGGUGGGCCAGGCCGGCUUGUACCAUGCCCUGGUCAUGUUUGUCGUUGCCUAUUUCAUCAUUGGCAUGACUGUCUUGUCCGUAUGUGCCAUCUCCACCAACGGGGCCUUGGAUGCUGGUGGUGCCUACUAUAUGAUCAGCCGAGCCCUGGGACCUGAGUUCGGGGGCAGUAUUGGGAUCAUGUUCUUCUUGGCCAAUGUUUGUGGCAGCGCUUUGUACAUUCUGGGGCUGGUGGAGGCCAUCGUGGAUGAUUUUGGAGCUCCAGCAGAGGGAGGCACCGGUGCGGCCAUCCAGGUCCUGCCCCGCGGUUACUUGUUUGAAGUCUUAUAUGGCACGAUUCUGCUGCUCCUCUGUCUCCUUGUGUGCCUCGUCGGCGCCGGCAUCUACGCCAAGGCCACCUUCCUCAUCUUCCUCAUCGUCAUGGCGGUGCUGGCCACUGUCUGCCUCAGUUUCUUUGUGGUGAAGCCCCACACUGUCCAGCUUCCUCCCAGCAAUGAUGACAAUGCCACGGUUCACACCAAUGCCUCCUUCACCGGCUUCAAGCUCAGCACCCUCCUGGAUAAUCUCCCCCCCGAUUACAUUGUGGAUUAUACAACUGGGCGCCUGAUGAGCUUCAGCACAGUCUUCGCUGUCAUGUUCAACGGCUGCACAGGGAUCAUGGCAGGCUCCAAUAUGUCUGGAGACCUUCAGCGUCCCAGUUACUCCAUUCCCCGAGGCACCAUCACAGCUGUGAUCUUCACCUACAUUGUAUACAACGUGUUGGCUGUGCUGCUGAGCUGCACCUGUGACAGGUACUUUCUUCAGAGAGGACACAGCUUCCUGAGGGACAUCAACAUCUGCCCCCUUCGCUCAUUGGUGUCAUGCUCUACGCUCUCAGCUGCCAUGAGCAACCUGAUCGCCUCCCGAAUCCUACGCUUUGGCCAAGAUGACCUCUUUGGCAAAGCUCUGGCACCAGCCAAGAGGACUUCCCGUGGUGGGAACCCCUGGGCAGCCGUGAUCUUCUCCUGGGUCCUUGUGCAGCUGGUGCUUUUCUCUGGCAAGUUGAACACCAUUGCAGCCGUGGUCACCAUCUUCUUCCUCCUGGUCUACGCCACCGUGGAUCUGGCUUGUCUGGCCCUCGAAUGGGCAUCGGCCCCAAACUUCAGGCCCACCUUCAAGUAUUUCACAUGGCACACCUGUGUGCUAGGCAUCGCGGGAUGCGUCAUCAUGGUCUUCCUCAUCAGCCCAAUCUAUGCUUCAGCCAGUGUGGUCUUCAUGGUGAUCCUCCUUGUGGCACUCCAUUACCUGUCGCCCAGCAGUAGCUGGGGCUACAUCAGCCAGGCUCUCAUCUUCCACCAGGUCCGCAAGUAUCUGCUGAUGCUGGACAUCCGCAAGGAGCACGUCAAGUUUUGGCGUCCCCAAGUGCUGUUGAUGGUGCGGAAUCCCCGGACGUCCCUGCAGCUCAUCAGCUUCAUCAAUGACCUGAAGAAGAGUGGGUUGUAUAUCCUUGGCCAUGUGGAGCUGGACUGCUUAGACUCCCUGCCUGCUGACCCUCUGGCGGACCAGUCAGACUCAUGGCUGCAGCUUGUGGACAGGCUGAACAUCAAGGCUUUCGUCAACCUGACGCUCUCUGAUUCAGUGAGGCAUGGCACCCAGCAGUUGCUCUUCAUCUCUGGCUUGGGUGGCAUGAGGCCGAACACCAUUGCUCUGGGCUUCUAUGAUGACACAGCCUCACACGAUGUCCUGUCCCAACACCCAGCCUUUACCGGUGAGGAGGCAGCCUGGCAGAAUUUCCCCCCAGUGUGGGCUUCUGGGACCCAAAAGCGGAUCUCCUCCCAGGAGUAUGUAGGCAUUAUUGCCGAUGCCGUGAAGAUGCUUCGCAAUGUUUUGCUGGCACGCUCCUUUGAGGAACUGACCCUGCCCCAGGCGUCAGUAUGGCGGGCCCAGCCGCUUAUCGACGUCUGGCCCAUCAACCUGCUGCGGCCGGACAGUGCCCACUAUGUAGACACCUGCAGCCUCUUCCUGCUUCAAAUGGCCUGUGUCCUGGCCAUGACUCGGACUUGGCGCCGGGCCCGCUUGCGUUUGUUCCUGUGUGUGGAGAGCGGCACCCACUCUGGCGGCCAAGAGGACAAGCUGAGGCAGCUGUUGAAGGACUUGCGCAUUCAGGCAGACAUCCAUAUGGUUCUCUGGGACAACGUGGUUGCCCUCCACUGGCACAGUCGGCAACAGAUUUCGGACGACCAUGCCAUCAACUUCCCUGGCAAUGCUGCCUGCAUUUCCAACGAGUACCUGAGCGCCGUCAAUCAACUCAUCCUGCAGCAGAGCUCCAGCCCCACCGUCCGUUUCCUCUACUUGCCCCGUCCCCCUGCUGAUACCAGCCUUUACCUCAGGUACUUGGAGCAGCUCGAAGUCCUCACCCGUGGACUGGGCCCCACAUUGCUGGUGCAUGGGGUCAGUGCCGUGACCAGCACUGAACUAUAGGUCAGGGCCACCAACUCUGUGAGAGUAAUUGGGAUUCAUGGUGGCUGGCUUGCCCUCGUGCCCACUGUGGGCAAGGGCUUGGUGAGUCACAGAACACCAGACCAACAUGAUGGAUCAUGGAACCAGGGCUAGAUCAGCUGAAGACAGACUGUGUGCUUCACCUUUCGGUUUUGUCCAAGUAGACUGUGUCCAUCUUCCCUUUUUCCUCAUCAGGUGCGUCCCUCUAGACCUCCCAAGAAUGGGAACUCUCUGAGACUGGCUUGAUGACCACCAAAGCCAUCCUGGCUGAGACACAGACUGCCAUCACCCUCUGUCUUCCCUUUGUAUUGCCUUUUUGCAUUCCAGCAAAACCUUUUACCUCAGGUAUUUGGAGCAGGUCAAGGACCUCAUGCAUUCCAGUAGACCUGGAGUAUAGCAAAGCUAGAAGAUGUCCCUCAACUUGGGUUCCUUAAUAGCAAAGGAGCAUUUUUGGUGUCAGUGGCCUUGAGGAACUCUGUGUCAGCCACCUUCCUUUUGACACUUGUAGAGAUGGGAGCAAAAUUAAAGAUGGCACUGUGGGA
This is a messenger RNA of Sceloporus undulatus (fence lizard), 3267 nucleotides long. RefSeq names its product solute carrier family 12 member 9-like. Gene Ontology annotation, cellular component: membrane. Gene Ontology annotation, molecular function: potassium:chloride symporter activity. Lineage: Eukaryota; Metazoa; Chordata; Lepidosauria; Squamata; Phrynosomatidae. The record is from RefSeq and is a predicted model, not a curated record. Gene Ontology annotation, biological process: cell volume homeostasis; potassium ion homeostasis; chloride ion homeostasis.